AUGGCUUCCUCCGAUGUUGUUGUCGCUCACUCAGCCUUCGAUGCUCUCCGCCUUGGAAGAUCUGCCCAGUUCAUCGUCGGGCGUCUGCUACGUUUUUGGGACUCUAAGAACAUUAAGAAACAGGGUGAAUUCAUGGGAAUCACUCUGGUCCUCCUUGAUGAGAAGCCGCUAAUCCAAAACUUAACUCUUCGAUUGCAGAACUCGGUUAUACAUGGAUUCAUUCCUUCUGGUCGCUCCCCUUAUUACCGUCCGUUACUGAAAGCGGGCUCAGUAGUGAGAGUUUCGCGCUUUGAGGUUGCAAGAUGUACAAAUAUGUACAAGAUAACAGACCAUCCUUUCGUGAUCCGGUUCAUCCCUCAAACAACCAUUGAUGAAGUUGUCGCUAACGCUCCCAUGAUCAACGUUGAGAAAUUCAUGAUACGCAAGUUUGACCCUCUCCAAGCUCUCGCAAACACUAAUUUGGAGCUUCCCGGUUUCCGUCAACAUGUUGUGGGGCAGAUUCCAUCUGUUCAAGGUUCGGACCUGACGGCCGCUGGAGUGAUGAGUCGAGUUGUUGUUCGUUUAAUGAUUGAACCGAUGGUGGUAGUGUACCUCUCUUUGUGGGAUGAUGCUGCAUCAAUGUUUAGGGGUCUCAUUAGCUCAGGUGAUAGGACACAGUCAGUCAUGGUGGUCACAACCGUGAAUCCCAAAAUAUUUGGAGGUAACCUGUACCUCAACUCUACCCCAGCGACGAAAUUUUAUUUCGACCCAGCUCUACAAGCUAUCGUGGAGUUCACGGCCAGCUUAAACGCCCCCUUGGGAGAAGCUUUUCCGUGCAUCGACACCAAAGAUGGCAUAAAAAAGAAGGAAGUUGUCUCCAUUGGAGAGCUGAACAAGUUCAUUACCAACUCUGACGAACAUACUCAGGAAGCUGAUUUCAUUUGCAAGGCUCGGGUUAUGGAAGUCCUCAAGAAGCUUGAAAAGUUUGGGAGCUCUCUCCGUUGCAACCGUUGUGCUAAUCCUAACGUCACAGGGGUUAUAAAGUACCGUGUUGAACUUGUCGUUGAUGAUGGGGCUGAUAAUGCCACUUUUGUGGUCUUCGACAAGGAGAUGGUGAAGUUGACUAAGCAGGAUGCAGCAGGCCUGACUCUAGAUGAGAUGAAUGGUGGUGAGAGCGAGGAACUCCCGCAAUGUGUUAGAGACCUUGCUGGAAAAGAAAUUGUUUUCCAUAUACGUGUGACACCAUUCAAUUUUACCCCAAGCCACCGUACUUUCACUGUCUCUUCAAUCCUUGACAGCAUCUCUUCCGAGACGUUUAAGACCACUGAAGAUGAAUAUGUUCAGGUUGAAGGUGGUGAAGCGUCGGCAUCUGCUAGCAAGAAUGUCAAAGGUGAAGCUAAUGAAUCAUGUCCAUCUGCUGAUGGAGGCGCAGAAGGGACCCGUAAACGCCUUCGUGAGUGA
Brassica oleracea var. oleracea is the source of this 1440-nucleotide messenger RNA. RefSeq lists its product as uncharacterized. Gene Ontology annotation, biological process: DNA repair; DNA recombination; DNA replication. Gene Ontology annotation, cellular component: nucleus. The record is from RefSeq and is a predicted model, not a curated record. The transcript is spliced from 11 exons. The coding region runs from base 1 to 1440 and encodes 479 amino acids. Lineage: Eukaryota; Viridiplantae; Streptophyta; Magnoliopsida; Brassicales; Brassicaceae. Gene Ontology annotation, molecular function: DNA binding.